CCCCAGCCUCGGCGGCGGCGGCAGCGGCGGCGGCGACGGCCACGGCCUCGGGGCCCCCCUCGCCUGCAGCCCCCGCCCGGGCCCCCAGCCGCCCCGCGCGCCCCCCACGCUGGCCCAGAGGGCUGCGGCCGCCUCGCCGCUGAGGAUGUCCCGGAAGGGGCCGCGGGCCGAGGUGUGUGCGGACUGCAGCGCCCCGGACCCUGGCUGGGCCUCCAUCAACCGGGGUGUGCUGAUCUGUGAUGAGUGUUGCAGCGUGCACCGGAGCCUGGGCCGCCACAUCUCCAUCGUCAAACACCUCCGCCACAGCCCGUGGCCUCCCACCUUAUUGCAGAUGGUACACACCCUUGCCAGCAAUGGAGCCAACUCCAUCUGGGAGCAUUCCCUUUUGGACCCCGCUCAGGUGCAGAGCGGCCGGCGAAAGGCCAACCCCCAGGACAAAGUCCACCCCAUCAAGUCAGAAUUCAUCAGAGCCAAGUACCAGAUGUUGGCAUUUGUUCAUAAGCUACCGUGUCGGGACGACGAUGGGGUCACUGCUAAAGACCUCAGCAAACAAUUACACUCCAGUGUGAGGACCGGCAACCUGGAAACCUGUUUGCGCCUGCUGUCCCUGGGUGCCCAAGCCAACUUCUUCCAUCCUGAGAAGGGCACGACACCCUUGCACGUGGCCGCCAAGGCUGGACAGACACUACAGGCAGAGCUGCUGGUGGUCUACGGAGCUGACCCAGGGGCCCCUGACAUCAAUGGGAGGACACCUAUCGACUAUGCCAGGCAGGCCGGGCACCAGGAGCUGGCAGAACGGCUGGUGGAGUGCCAAUACGAGCUGACCGACCGGCUGGCUUUCUACCUCUGUGGGCGCAAGCCGGAUCACAAGAACGGGCAUUACAUCAUCCCGCAGAUGGCAGACAGCCUGGACCUGUCAGAGCUGGCGAAGGCCGCCAAGAAGAAGCUUCAGGCACUGAGCAACCGCCUGUUCGAGGAGCUGGCCAUGGACGUGUACGACGAGGUGGACCGCAGGGAGAACGACGCGGUGUGGCUGGCCACCCAGAACCACAGCACCCUGGUGACGGAGCGCAGCGCCGUGCCCUUCCUCCCGGUCAACCCCGAGUACUCGGCCACUCGGAACCAGGGGAGGCAGAAGCUGGCCCGCUUCAACGCCCGGGAGUUCGCCACUCUGAUCAUCGACAUCCUCAGCGAGGCCAAGCGCAGGCAGCAGGGCAAGAGCCUGAGCAGCCCCACAGACAACCUCGACUACUCCCAGCACAGCCAGAGCGACCUGGACGACCAGCACGACUACGACAGCGUCGCCUCGGACGAGGACACCGACCAGGAGCCCCUGCGCAGCGCCGGAGCCACCCGCAACAACCGGGCCAGGAGCAUGGACUCCUCGGACCUGUCGGACGGGGCGGUGACCCUGCAGGAGUACCUGGAGCUCAAGAAGGCUCUGGCCACCUCCGAGGCCAAAGUGCAGCAGCUGAUGAAGGUCAACAGCAGCCUGAGUGAUGAGCUCCGCCGGCUGCAGAGGGAGAUCCACAAGCUCCAGUCCGAGAACUCGCAGAUCCGGCAGCAGUCGGGCCCUGCCCCGGCGGCCCCCACGCCCGGCGAGCGAACAGAGCACGGACACGGGGGCGCCGGCGCGGCCGCCCACCGCCGGGACCGCCAGGCCUUCUCCAUGUACGAGCCGGGCUCUGCCCUGAAGCCCUUCGGGGCGCAGCCCGGGGACGAGCUGGCUGCCCGGCUCCAGCCCUUCCACGGCAGCGACCUGGAGGAUGAUUCCAUGUACUCCGUCCACGCCCCUUCGAGCCUCUACCGGAUCCGCAAGGGCGUCUCCGCCUCGUCCGUGCCGUUCCCGCCUUCCUCCCCGUUGCUGUCCUGCAGCCAGGAUGGAGGCCGCCACAUGAGCAAACUCUCUCGCCACGGCAGUGGGGCGGACAGUGACUACGACAACACUCAGAGUGGGGAGCCGCUGCUCGGGCUGGAAGGAAAACGCUUCUUGGAUCUGGGGAAGGACGACGACUUUCACCCCGAGCUGGACAGCCUGGAUGGAGAGCUGGACCCUGGGCUGCCCAGCACGGAGGACGUCAUCUUGAAAACAGAGCAGGUGACCAAGAAUAUUCAGGAGCUGCUGCGGGCUGCCCAGGAGUUCAAGCACGACAGCUUCGUGCCCUGUUCAGAGAAGAUUCACUUGGCAGUGACCGAGAUGGCCUCCCUCUUCCCGAAGAGACCCUCCCUGGAGCCUGUGCGCAGCUCCCUCCGCCUUCUCAACGCCAGUGCGUACCGGCUGCAGAGCGAAUGCCGUAAGACGGUGCCCCCCGAGCCAGGUGCCCCCGUGGACUUCCAGCUGCUCACCCAGCAGGUGAUUCAGUGCGCCUACGACAUCGCCAAGGCGGCCAAGCAGUUGGUGACCAUCACCACUCGAGAGAAGAAGCAGUGACCAAGCCCCCUCCCCAGCCACCCUCCAGCCCCCUGCCCUCCCCUCCCAGGGCCCAGGGAGCCAGCGCACCUUCCGCACUCGCUCCUCCCCAACUGAGGAGCCGCUGGCACAAGUGCCCUUAAGGCUGCCCUCGUCUCCGGGCGGCCCGAGCCUUGGUGUCCGACCCCCUCUCAUUCUCCCUUCUAGGCAGGACAGGGGUGACGAGGGUGGCUAGGGACUCUCUGCCCACUGGAAGUGAGGUGCGACUCAGGGACAGAGUCCAGACAGUGGGACCCGGCCCCCUCCCACCUCCCCAUUGUAAAUAAGACCUUUCCCUAGCAGAGUUAUGGGUGGGGGUGAGAGCACUGGGACGGCCCCCUCCUUCCCCCCAGUCCCUCCUUCCCCGCCUCCCUUAGGCUCCUUCAGCAAAGGAUCAGGGGGAAGGGACACUCCACGCUGGGGCAUGCUCCCCACACACGCACACCCACCCCCAUGAGCCAGUUUAGUCCCCUUGUGGGCUGAGCGGGGGGCACCCCCUUGUAUAUAGUCCCCCCCAUGUCCCCUUCCCUGUAGCCACCAGCCCCUCUGCUGCUCUCUCUGAUGCCAAACGGCCCCUGCCCUGGGGUGGACUCAGUGCCCGCCUUGGGGCUCCCAGCAGCAAACACUGGAAAUUGUUUUUCUUAAUUUUAACUUUGUGGUAACUGAGUGUCCCCGUGUGCCUGAGUGUGAGUGAGCGGGCGGCAGUGCCGUCCAGCGAGGCUGCUUCCUUUGGGAAUUUUGGGGAGGGGGGUAUUGGGGGGGAAAGAAGGGAAGACAAUGAGGACAGAGAUGGGGAUAGGACGACCCUGGAGCCUCCCUCUUCCCUACCUGGGGCAGAGCCGUGCCAACUUGAGCCGUGGUUGUAGCAACCACAAUCCCCAGCCCUGUGCCCCCUUUUCCCCUACGCUCCCUUCCCAGCAUCCCCUUUUUUUUCUAUGAAGAGGAGCUGUGGCCUUAAAAUGGAAACACCCUGCCCCCUAACCCCAGGUAGGCUGAGGAGGAUGGGUGCUGGGAAGAAAUGACUGCCUGGCCAGAAGGGCAAAGGACCCUGAGCCUGGGGCUGGCUCCCCCGGGGUCCCGAACUCAUCUGCUGGGCCCAGGUCCUUGCCAUCUAAGUCCCUCCUCGUGCCCCAGCCACGUGGGGCCCAGCUUCCACCCCAGGCACCUGCCCCUCGCCAGGGCUCUAGAGCCACGCCAUGCAGUCCUGGCAGGGUGGGCUCUCCGGCUCCUCUCCUUCCUUACCCCUCGGGGCUGGGGGCUGGGCUGGGUCUGUAUGGUGGUGGGUGGGCUGACUGUCAGAUGUGUGUCAUGUACAUUUGUAUCAAAAAUAAAAUAAGUGAUCAUUCC
This is a messenger RNA of Monodelphis domestica (gray short-tailed opossum), 3796 nucleotides long. It is a transcript of the gene GIT1, whose product is annotated as GIT ArfGAP 1. Gene Ontology annotation, molecular function: small GTPase binding; GTPase activator activity. Gene Ontology annotation, cellular component: neuron projection; synapse; postsynapse. Lineage: Eukaryota; Metazoa; Chordata; Mammalia; Didelphimorphia; Didelphidae. Gene Ontology annotation, biological process: regulation of ARF protein signal transduction; synaptic vesicle recycling; regulation of G protein-coupled receptor signaling pathway. The record is from RefSeq and is a predicted model, not a curated record.